UGGAAUGACACGCGUAUGCCACUGUUUGGCCACCCCUGGCAUGCAGCGAGCGGGUACGUAAAGCAGCCGGCAUUCUCCAUUGGGCUCAGUUUACCUCCAGCGUCGAGCGGAGAGACACAGAGGUCGGUGGUGAGCGAGCUGUCUGCAAUCACCAACAUGAAGCAAACUGUGAUAAAGAACCCAACGUGGUGGCACCGGCGCAGUAGUAUGGAGCGCAACAUGACGAUCCUAGCGGCCGUGGCCUGGUGUCUGGUCACUGCCCUAGUGAUCAUCCUCACCAUCUUCAUAAUCAUGCCGAGACAAGAAACCCUCCCCUCCUUGCCCGCUGCUCUUUCAGGUGCCAGUGGAAGACUCGCUGGAAGGAAACCUGUCUCCAACCACAGCGACAUUUGCUUGACAGCGGGCUGUGUCCACACAGCCUCCAGCAUCCUGAAAAACAUAGAUUCAUCUGUAGAGCCAUGCGAUGACUUCUACAAAUUUGCAUGUGGCAAGUUUGUGAAGAACACGGUGAUACCUGACGAGAAGUCUACAGUAAACUGUUUCAGCAUGGUGACAGAUAAACUGCAGGAGCAGCUACGUACUGUCAUAGAGGAGCCCAUUUCCCCACAGGACAAGAAGCCCUUCCGUCUCGUAAAGAAUCUCUUCCGGGCAUGCAUGAACAAGACGAACAUCGAGGGCCGUGGCCUCUCACCCCUGUUGACCAUCCUGCGUGACCUGGGCGGUUGGCCCGUACUGGAUGGUGAUGCCUGGGAUGCGAGCAAGUUCGAAUGGCGUCAAUCAGUCUACAAUUUCAGGGCCAUGGGAUACAGUGUUGACUACUUCAUGGACUUUUCAGUGUCCACUGAUGCUAGAAACUCCUCUUAUCGCUCCAUCAACCUGGACCAAGCAUCACUGGGCCUCAGCCGUGAAUACCUGACCAAAGGCUUUGGUGAGAAACUGGUGGAUGCAUAUUAUAAAUAUCUGGUGGACAUUGCGGUGACACUAGGGGCAGACAAGAACCUGGCCAUAAAAGAGAUUCAUGAGAGCCUCGAGUUCGAGAUGAAGCUGGCCAAUCUGUCACUGCCAAACGAGGAGCGCCGUAACGUGACAAAGCUAUACAAUGCCAUGACAGUCCGUGAGAUGGAGAUCAGGUUUCCCACAAUCCCAUGGCUGACCUACUUCAACAGAAUCUUGCCAGAACAUAUGCACAUCAGUGAAGAUGAGGUUAUCAUUGUGGCAGUGCCUAAUUUCAUCAAGGGGUUGGAGAAGCUUCUGCAGCAGACUCCCAAGAGGGUUCUCGCAAACUAUGUGAUGAGCCGUUUAUCAGGAGCCAGCGUCAACUAUCUAAAUGAGGAGCUGCGGAAACGACAGUUGAAAUUUUCCACGGCACUUUCAGGAAAGACAGAGCGAGAGGCACGAUGGAAGGAGUGCAUUGACAUCGUCAGCGGAGGCUUGUCCAUCUCUGUGGGAUCACUCUAUGUGCGCAAAUUCUUCAAGGAGGAAGCCAAGACCAAGGCCAUGGAAAUGGUGGAAGAUAUCCGCAAGGAGUUCAUUCAUAUUCUCAUGAAUGUGGACUGGAUGGAUGAGAAAACCAAGCAGAAGGGGCUGGAAAAAGCAAAAGCAAUGUCCGUCCACAUCGCUUACCCUGACGAACUGCUUGACGAUGAGAAACUGGAGGGCUUCUAUGAGAAGCUUGAGGUGGAUCCAGACCUUUAUCUGGAAAGCAUUCUCAAUGUCACCAAGUUUGGAAUGAACUAUUCAUUUGGACGGCUUCACACCAAGGUCAACAAGACUGAAUGGAUCACCCAUGGACGUCCAGCCAUUGUCAAUGCAUUCUACAGUUCAAUUGAAAACAGCAUCCAAUUUCCUGCUGGCAUCCUGCAAGGAGCAUUUUUCAACAGUGAACGGCCACGUUACAUGAAUUACGGAGCCAUUGGAUUUGUUAUUGGCCAUGAGAUAACACACGGCUUUGAUGAUCAGGGACGACAAUUUGACAAGGAUGGAAACUUAGUGGAGUGGUGGGAGCCAGACACUAAGAAGAAAUAUCUGCAGAAGGCAACAUGCAUUAUAGAGCAAUAUGGGAAUUACACGGAAGAGGAGACAGGAAUGCACCUGAACGGAAUCAACACUCAGGGUGAGAACAUUGCUGACAAUGGAGGAAUCAAGGAGGCAUACUAUGCGUACCUGAGGUGGACUGAACGUAAUCAUGUGGAGCCUCGCCUACCAGGUCUCAAUUACUCGCCACGCCAGAUGUUCUGGCUGUCUGCAGCACAGACUUGGUGCACCAAGUAUCGAAUCCAGGCUAUGCGCCAGCGCAUCACCACUGGUGUGCAUUCUCUUGGACAGUUCCGUGUCCUAGGACCCCUCUCAAAUAUGCGGGAGUUUUCUGAAGAUUUCAAUUGCCCUCUUGGUUCACCUAUGAACCCUGUUCACAAGUGUCAAGUGUGGUGAGCUCCUUAGUGUCUAUCCCCAAAACUAUAAAGAUGUGAAUGGUGAAAAUCACAAGUGUCGUGCACUGCAUAGCAAGGGGUGUAAUCCUCCUCACAUACCCCUGACAAACUUGUUCCUUACUGAUGGGGAAAUUGUGAGCUGUUGGACAAAUAAGUGGAACUGUGAACGGCCACUUGCGGAAGUCAAUGUACCAGUACUUAAUGCCUUUGCAAGAAAGUUUUUUUAUAAUAAAUAAUUUAAUUUAAUGAACUCGUAAUGCUGCAGUACCUCCGUCUGCAUUGUGGGCCUUUCCUUCUUAAUGCUUCUUACUAAUAUUGCUAAGUUCCUUUCCACACGUAGAGUGAUGCUCUUAAAGGGUUCCAAAGGAUUUUAAAUCUUCAGGUGGCUGUGUGUACAUGUUUCCUACACAGGCUUCUGAAAACUCUUGGCAGGGUGGAUACAAAAAUUUGUUCUACACAGUUCCCAGUUUAAACACACAGUCAUGAAGGUUAGAACAUACUUACCUACCAUUACAUUGCAACACCUAAACAUAUGAUUGUCACACUGCACAUAUGUGAAAACCUCCAUCAACAUUAGCAACUUUUAAUGUUCAUUUCUGCUACUAGAACAUACCACAAACCUGACGCUACUGAAAUUAUGUCAUCUCAGCAUGUUUAUUAUUCAGGAAAUCAUAAAUAUGUAUAAAUAAACGUUCCAAUUACUUGGGUCUCAACAUACUA
Zootermopsis nevadensis is the source of this 3149-nucleotide messenger RNA. Its product is annotated as neprilysin-2. NCBI's taxonomy places the organism in Eukaryota, Metazoa, Arthropoda, Insecta, Blattodea, Termopsidae. Gene Ontology annotation, biological process: protein processing. Gene Ontology annotation, molecular function: metalloendopeptidase activity. Gene Ontology annotation, cellular component: plasma membrane. The record is from RefSeq and is a predicted model, not a curated record.